AUGCCACCCCGCUAUACCCCAGAUCAACUAGAAGCCUACCUGCAGCGCAUCGGAUACGCAAACUCCACCGGCGGAACAGGACUCACCCGACUGCAACAACUUCACCAAUCUAUCCAAGAGGAUGCGUUGAGUGCUCUGGCAGACCUCCAACGCCGUCAUCUAGGCUCAAUCCCAUGGGGCAAUUCGGCUAUCCACUACUCGCAGCAUCACAGCAUCUCUACCCACCCAUCUGCGGUGUUUGAGAAGCUGGUUGUUCGCCGCCUGGAUGGAUAUUGCAUGGAGAACACCAACUUGUUCUAUGUUGUUCUCCUGUCGCUUGGCUACCAGGUUUAUCCUUCCGCGGGGAGAGUAUCGAGUGCAGCAGCAGAUCCUAAGAAUGCUGGGCCAGACGCUCGAUAUGGUGCUCUAGGACACAUGGUGAUUAUAGUAACAGUCGAUAACAAGAAAUAUAUGGUCGACGUGGGCUUCGGCAACAACGUGCCAACCAGGCCUCUGCCACUCGAAGAGAAUACCACUACAGUCAACAUUGCCCCGACGGAUAUGCGGCUGGUUAAAGAGGCUCUCCCAGAAGCAGUGGAUAAAAGCCAAAAGUUCUGGAUCUAUCAAAUUAGAUUUGAUCCUGAGAGCAAUUGGGCGCCGCUAUACGCAUUUUCUGAGGUCGAAUUCCUCCCCCAGGACUUUGGCGUGCUGAAUUUCGCAACCAACAAGCUGCCGAGUAGCUGGUUUACGCAGAAGGUUGUCACGGUUCAGCAUAUUCUUGACGCGGCAGGGAGUGAUAUUGAGGGGUUGUACAUUAUGGCCGGGAAGGAAGUGAAAGUGCGGACUAAUGGGAAGACAGAGGUUGUACAGGAGUUACAGAACGAGGAAGAUAGAGUGGGCGCUCUAGAGAAGUGGUUUGGCAUUAAACUCUUGGAUUAUGAAGCCGCAGGGAUCCAGGGCCUAGGGUCUGAGCUGAGAUAG
Messenger RNA from Aspergillus puulaauensis, 960 nucleotides. Its product is annotated as arylamine N-acetyltransferase family protein. Gene Ontology annotation, molecular function: acetyltransferase activity. The record is from RefSeq and is a predicted model, not a curated record. The coding region runs from base 1 to 960 and encodes 319 amino acids. The transcript is spliced from 3 exons. Lineage: Eukaryota; Fungi; Ascomycota; Eurotiomycetes; Eurotiales; Aspergillaceae.